Vitis riparia (riverbank grape) is the source of this 888-nucleotide messenger RNA. RefSeq lists its product as uncharacterized. Lineage: Eukaryota; Viridiplantae; Streptophyta; Magnoliopsida; Vitales; Vitaceae. Bases 41 to 559 code for a protein of 172 amino acids. The record is from RefSeq and is a predicted model, not a curated record. The transcript has 2 exons.
CUCAUCCAUCCUCACACCCUUUGCUAGCUACCCAGCUCCCAUGGCACUUAAUCGUGUGAUUGCACCACUCUUCUUUGCACUGGUUCUUGCAACGAUUGACCUCUCGACUUGCCAUGUUAUGAAGGGCUCCGUCACUUGCCUGGACUGCCACCGCCAUCACGACUUCUCAGGUAUUAAGGUUUUAGUGAAGUGUGACCGGGUGAAAAAGCUGGCUAUGGCAACCACAGAAGCUGAUGGCUCCUUUAAGACCAAUCUUCCCUCAGACACUCAAACCUCUUCUCCUUCUUUGAACUGCCUUGCUAAACUUCUUGGUGGCCCGAACCAGCUCUAUGCCUUCAGGAAAAACACGGUCUCCAAGAUUGUGAAGGCCCGAGACGAUAGUUCUUACACGAUCUCCACUCCCCUUUCCUUUUCCACCACUUGCCCUUCAUCUGUAAAAGGUGCGAAAUAUGGGGAGUUUGGGUCAUCCAAGACCGUUGAUCUACCUCUACCGCCGGAGUGGGGACUAGCACCAUCUAGCUACUAUAUUCCUUUCUUCCCCAUCAUCGGUAUACCUUAACUAUUGCAGCAUAAUGAGCAGAUCAAGAAGUGAUUACUAAAAUAUAUAUAAAUAUAAAAGUCUUGCUCUAUCAUGUGAUCUUUGUGUGGAAAAUGUAGUGAAGUCUAAGUAUUUCUUUGUUUCUAUAUAUGUUCUAUAUCUAUAUGUAUAUGAAGUGGUUGGCUUUUGUAUAAGUGGAAGUUAAAACUUAGAAGUGCUACAUGUGCUAAGAACGGAAGCAUUGUGUAUCGUGUGUGCACUCAGAAGUCCAAGGCAUAAAUGCAUGUAUACUUGGUUAGGAUGUCCAACAGUUUUUUCAAGUAUCAAUUUUGCCUGUUCUUCUCUUGUUA